AAAAUGUUAAUCCAUUAGUUGGAUUUUACUCAUCAUAUUUAAAUCUUUGUUUUGAAUUUUUCUUUUCUGUUAAUUAUUCCUUCUCUUGUAGAUUUCCCAGGUACAGUGGUGCUUGAAAGUUUGUGAACCCUUUUAUUUAUUUAUUUAUUGAUUUAUUUAUUUUAAAUUUCCUAUAUAUCUGUAUAAAUAUGACCUGAACCAUAGUGAUAGUGGACAAAGAGAUUCCAAUUAAACAAAUGAAACAAAAAUUUUACACUUGGCCAUUUAUUUAUAGAGGAACGUGAUCCGAUAUUACAUAUCUGUGAGUGGGAAAAGUAUGUGAACCUCAAGGAUUAGCAGUAAAUUUGAAGGUGAAGUCAGUUUUUUUUUUCUUUUUUCAUUCAAUGGUAUGACAAUCAGUUGUGAGUGAGAUCCCUGUUUUAUUUAAAAAACAGAGAUCUAUCAAAGUCUAGUCUUCCCAACACAUGUUUGUGGAAAUGUAUCAUGGUGUGAACAAAGGAGAUUUCUGAGGAACAGAUUCUCUUUUCUGUAGAUAUGAGGCAAUUGUUUUACUGGAACUACAAGUAAGCACAGAGGUUACACAACCAUAUCAGUCCAGGCCAAAAGAUAAAACUGAGCUAUUUUACUUUAUAAGGUCACCCACCUACUCCUUUGUGCUAAUGGUGAGUCUUAUCUCUACUUCUUUCUCUCCUUCUAUUGGUUAUAAGUAGUCCAUUACCAAAGUACACAGAGAUAUCAGUUACUACAAAGAGUCAUUAAUUUUACUCCUACAUAUGCCCGAAAGGUUAUUAAGCCAGUGAGCUUGGUGUAAAACAAGGCAGCAUGAAGCCCAUGCAGAUAUAUAUUGUGUGCAUUGAGCUCUUGCUGGGUGCAUGUUUAAGUGGAGUACUGGCCAAAAAACAGGCUGAACCCAUAUCAGAGGAUAAAGAAGUGCUGGUGUUGACUGAAAGCAACUUUAACCAAGCACUGAAACAACACAGCCAGUUACUGGUGCACUUCUAUGCUGCUCUCUCUGGUGAGUCUCUUGGCUCAAUUCUAGAGUUUUCAAAGGCGGCCAGUGAGCUCAAAGAAACCAAAUCAUCUUUGAAACUAGGAAAGAUUGAUGUCUCUAAAGAAAAAGACCUUGCCAAAUUCUUAAACGUAACUACAGUGCCAUCAUUAAGACUAUACCUCUCUGGAGACAAGUAUAACCCUGUUCAAUGUCCAGUUCUGAAGAGCUCCACCGCCAUCCAAACAUGGCUUAAAAGGAGAGAGGGCCCUAGUGCUGACCUUAUUACUGAUCUCAGCCAGUUGGAGAGCUUACUUGCAGAAGACGAGCUUGUGGUUCUAGGAUUAUUUAAGGAUGUUGAGACGGGCUCAGUAAAGGUCUUUUACGAUGUGGCUGCUGAUCUUGCUGACCUGCCCUUUUGUGUAACAGAAAGCAAGCAGAUCUUUAGCAAGUAUGAUAUAUUUGAUGACUCAAUUGUGCUUCUCAGAAAGUCAAAAAUGGCAGAAAUAUUUGAGAUGACAAGCAAAACAGUGAAAGAAGAAGUCAUUCACUUCAUUAGAGUCCAUGAGAUGCCUCUGGUGACUGAGUACAAUGGCAAGACAUCAUCCAAGAUACUAAACUCUGUGGUGCAGAAUCACUUCGUUUUGUUCAUUGAUAAAUCUGAGAAAGGAUUCAGACAAACAUAUCGUGCUUUCAAAAACUCUGCCAAAGAAUAUAGAGGCAAGGUUUUGUUUGUCCUGAUCGAUACGGGUGAACCUCGGAAUGGACGUAUCUUAGAGUAUUUCCGUGUGAGGAAGGAGGAUUCACCACUGGUACGCAUGGUUAACUUGACAGACAAUGUACAAUAUCAAUUACCUUCAGACCAACUGGACAUACAAACGAUCACUGACUUCUGCCAGAGUUACUUACAGGGGAAUGCUAAGCCAAAGCUACAGAGUGAGCCAAUCCCUGAUGGCUGGGACAAGCAGCCAGUAAAAGAGCUUGUGGGGAUUAACUUCGAAAGGGUGGCUUUCAAUGAAAACAAGAAUGUCUUAGUUCUGUUCUAUGCCCCUUGGAGUUCCGAGAGCCGAGCACUGUUUCCUUUAUUUGAAGAGCUUGCAAAACACUACAGUGACACUGAAGAUGUGGUAAUUGCCAGAAUUGAUGUAACUGCAAAUGAUGUAAACAUUCGCAUGAUAGACAGAUAUCCAACCAUUAAACUAUUUCCUGCAGUCUAUGCUGAAAGGGUGGUGCCAUAUUCUGGCCAGACUAAGCUGGAACCAAUAGUUGACUUUGUGAAUGCAGAAAGAGCACAAGCCAAAGAGCAUAAGGCCAAGGAAGAGAUAGAAAGGAAGAAAUAUCUGGAUGCACAGAAAGCAGCAACCAAAGAAGAGCUAUAGUGCGCGCACACACACAGGAAGAAAAAAAAAGAUCUCAGUUCUUCUUGAUUGCCUGUAAAUUAAUCAGGACAAAAUGUUAAUGAUCAUGAGAAAUAAAAUAAAUAAAACCUG
Molecule: messenger RNA, 2478 nt
Organism: Ictalurus furcatus (blue catfish)
Lineage: Eukaryota; Metazoa; Chordata; Actinopteri; Siluriformes; Ictaluridae
Exons: 11
Coding region: 823-2367 (514 amino acids)
Biological process (GO): response to endoplasmic reticulum stress; protein folding
Cellular component (GO): endoplasmic reticulum
Source: RefSeq, a predicted model, not a curated record